This is a messenger RNA of Puccinia triticina, 1464 nucleotides long. RefSeq lists its product as uncharacterized. Gene Ontology annotation, biological process: negative regulation of transcription by RNA polymerase II. Lineage: Eukaryota; Fungi; Basidiomycota; Pucciniomycetes; Pucciniales; Pucciniaceae. The coding region runs from base 1 to 1464 and encodes 487 amino acids. The transcript is spliced from 7 exons. The record is from RefSeq and is a predicted model, not a curated record. Gene Ontology annotation, cellular component: ESC/E(Z) complex. Gene Ontology annotation, molecular function: nucleosome binding; protein binding.
AUGUUGCUUCCAGUGGAACGUACACCAGAGCCAGGCAACGCGUGGCUCAAAGUGGGAUCGAUGGACGAUCCUUUGACGAUCGAAACAAUGUGGAACGAUGUCAAGUUUUUUCCAUUCGGUCAUAUGGCUCCGAUUCUACAAGAUAUGAAAAACGUCGCAGCUGUUUGCGGUGGGAACAAGAUUAGAGUCAUCAAGCUCGAUCCGAUCGAGGAAAAAUGCCAUCUCCUCUACGAGAUCGUAGAUAAAUCCAACACAGUAACAGGGGGUCGAGCAGAAAUCUUCAAUUCAAUAUCAUGGUCCAUCGAUCCUGUCUCCCUCCAACCGAUUCUAGCCGCUGGAGGUGUCAGAGGAGUCAUUAAACUGUUUGAUGCACGUACUGCCAACGAAUUAGGUAUGCUUUAUGGACAUGGUGGAACAAUAUUUGCCUUAUCCUUCUCGCCUACGCAUCCUCACGUGCUUGCAUCCGCUUCGAUAGAUCACACUGUCCGGAUUUGGAAUACCGCUCUGCCUCUAAAGUCUUCACAGACUAGAUCUGGCUCCGAAUCACAAUCUUUACUGUCAAAUUGGGACAAUCCCCCUGGUCAACUGGUAACGAUCUUAGCCGGGGUAGGUGGUCAUGUUGCACCGGUAUGCUCUGUUGCUUGGCAUCCAAUCCAUCCACUUCUAGCAACGGGCGGUAUGGAUAAUCAUGUAAAGAUUUGGUACUUGUCCAAACUGCCCGGAUUUCCCAUUAAUUCGCCGCUUCAAGAUAUACAACUCCCUGAAACUCUUCAAACCGUCGACCAAAAGGAUUCCGUCAGCUUACCAGCACCUAUCACAUCUCUACCCAUCUUUAACAGCAAGCAUGUUCAUUCUCAUUGGGUUGAUCAAAUUAUGUGGGCUAGCCGGCUCACUCCCAUUCUUGUUAGCAAAUCCUCAACUAUUUCGAAGCGUAGUCGCCAUCCUCUCGCCGCAUACGCUUUCGAAGAGGACCUUGAACCCGCGACAAGGGUCUGUAUCUGGCAGCCUAGUAUUCUUGAAGAUGUUUUCCUAGGUGAAAGCGCUCCCAGUACGCCUCAAGACGAUGAAGCAAAUGUAGGCGGAGUUGAUUUCGACAUGUACUUGUCUUUCAAGGUUCGUAAACCAGGAUUGGACCAAGAGCAAGAAAGUGUAGAAUGGGGACUCGGAAUGUGUUUGCUCGAAGCGAGUGGAGAAAUUCAUCUGGCCAUAUUGCUUGGAAAUCAUCCUCAUGGAAUCGCUGAAUUCAUGCUCUCCUCACUUGACAACGCUCCGGACUCAUCUACGCCAAGCAUUAAUCUUCAUCCUUCAGGUCAGCACAAAACCAACAAGUCUGAAGAAAUCUUUAGAGCGAUCGAUGCGACCCCCAUUUCCCUUGAAGAUAAUCCUGCCUUCGUACUCCGGGUCGGACAAAAGGGUUCAAUCGAAUUAUGGAAGCGGAAGUUUUCAAUAUCAAGCAAAAAUUGA